Messenger RNA from Exophiala spinifera, 1398 nucleotides. RefSeq lists its product as uncharacterized. NCBI's taxonomy places the organism in Eukaryota, Fungi, Ascomycota, Eurotiomycetes, Chaetothyriales, Herpotrichiellaceae. The record is from RefSeq and is a predicted model, not a curated record. The coding region runs from base 1 to 1398 and encodes 465 amino acids. Gene Ontology annotation, molecular function: hydrolase activity, acting on carbon-nitrogen (but not peptide) bonds, in linear amidines. The transcript has 4 exons.
AUGGCCACCAACGGGGUCAACGGAACGAACGGUAUCAACGGUACACACACCAAGCAGGACUUUUCUUCUUUGAAAGUAAAUCAGUCACGACUUCUCGAUGCAAUACAUGCCGGCUGCAAGUACGGCGCUGCGCAUCGCUAUGGAGACCAUCCGACCGAGACUGGUAUGGCUAGAUUGAGCUUGAACGACGCCGACAAGCAAAUCCGAGACUGGUUCAUUGCAACAGCCGAGAAGUUGAACUGCACGACUAGCGUUGACCAGAUGGGCAACCUUUUUGCUGUACGCCCCGGUAAGAACUCUAAGGCGCCUCCGAUCAUGAUGGGAUCACACCUGGAUACGCAACCCACCGGUGGGCGCUACGACGGCAUUUUGGGCGUCAACUCGGGCCUGGAGGUUCUCAAAGUCUUACAUGAGAACAAUGUCGAGACCGAAGGAAGCAUCGGUGUGGUGAAUUGGACCAACGAAGAAGGUGCCAGGUUCCCCAUGAUGGCAGUCUCUUCCGGGGUAUGGGCAGAGGCGGUGCCUCUGGAGACGGCGUGGAACCUAGCUGAGGUCUCCCCGUCGGGCGAGGACGGGGAGAAGCGGACGAUGAAGCAGGAACUCGAGCGAAUCGGGUACCUGGGUGAACAGCCAGCAUCCUACAAAGCCUUCCCCAUGGCAUGUCACUUUGAGGUGCACAUCGAACAAGGGCCAACUCUCGAGAUUGAGAAGAGAAGAAUUGGUGUCGUCAAAGGUGUGCAGGCUUUCAAAUGGUUUGAAAUCACCGUCAAAGGCCGUGAUUCACAUGCUGGAACGACCCCUUUCCAUGCUCGAAUGGACUCGAUGCUUUGCGCCGCAAAGUUGAUUGUCGAGUCCAACAAAAUCUCCAAAGAGUAUGGAGGUCUAUCGACGACGGGAAUAUUGAAUGGCCUACCCGGUUCGAUAAACACCAUGGCCCAUACUGUGACCUUCACCCUUGACAUUCGGCACACCCAGGAUGACAAGCUUGCCGAGAUUGAAAAAGCAUGCAAGGCAGCAUUCUCAAGGAUUGCCGAGAAAGAGAGCGAGAAGGGAUGCAAGGUUGAGUGGAAGGAAUUGGUGGACAGUCCUGCUGUUAAUUUCCAUGCCGACUGCAUCGCUGCCGUCGAAGCCAGCGCCAAAGAGGUGGUACGAGACUUGCCUAUGACAGCAGAUGACGGCCAACUUUGGAAAUACAUGAUCAGCGGCGCAGGGCACGAUAGUUGCUAUACAAACCGCAGAUGCCCGACGAGCAUGAUCUUCACCCCAACCAAGGAUGGCAUCAGCCACAACCCUGUAGAAUAUUGCAGCCCGGAAGAUUGUGCCCUUGGAGCCCAAGUCCUGCUGGGUGCAGUCCUGAGAUACGACAAGAUGCGGGCUGAACGAGGCGACUUUGCUUGA